AUGUCAAAAACACAGACAACAUCUAGUACUUUUUCAUUUCCAUUACUUACGUCAAUUUCUCAAUUCAUAAUACGUCAAAAAAGACAAUUAACAAUAUCAACUUCUUAUUCGUUGAAUCAUGAAUCAAAACAUCUUGAAAAAGGUUCACUUUCCGUAUUUCACGGUAUAGUAUUGGCUACAUCUGCUAUGGCGCCAGCAUUAGCUGUUGUGCUCAAUGCACCAGCAGCCGGUUCAAAGGCUGGUGCUGCUUUACCAUUGUCGUUUUUAUUAGCAUUUAUUGCCUGCUUAUUUGUUGGUAAUACAAUUAUACAAUUUUCUCGUAAAUUAUCAUCAGCAGGCUCAUUUUAUACAUAUAAUAGUUAUGGAUUCGGUUCAAUUGGUGGCUUUUUUACUGGUUGGUUAUUAUUUAUUGGUUAUAGUAUUGUAACACCGGCUCUUUUUACCGUAUUUGGUUCAUUUAUUGAGGAUUAUAUACAUAAAAGUUUUCAUACAUAUAUACCAUGGUGGAUAUUUAGUCUGAUUGGUUUAAUUUUAGUUAUAAUUCUAUCUAUUCUUGGUAUAAAAACAUCCUUACCCUUAGAUUUAACUUUAUUAAUAGUACAAAUUAUUGUAUUUAUUAUUUUAUCGACUAUAAUUAUUAUUAAAGCGGGAAAUAAAAAUAAUUUGGGUGUAUUUUCACCAUUAUUGUCAGUAAAUAGUUUUUCUGGUGUCGGAUUCGGUACUGUAUUUGGCAUACUUUCAUUUAUUGGUUUUGAUGCACCUGCUACGUUGGGUGAAGAAAUGUGUAAACCAAAUCGUACAAUACCAAUGGCUAUUGGUGGUUCAUUGAUUCUUGUUGGUCUAUUUUAUAUUUUUGUUUGUUAUUCAUUAAGUAUUGGUUAUGAAUUAAUGGAUCCAAUUCAUUUACAAAUAUUUAUGAACGAUAGUAAUCCAUUUAUUACAUUGGCACGUGAACAAGGUCGUUGGUUGGAACAUAUUGUUAGUAUUUGUGCUGUUAUUGGAAUAUUUUCUUGUUUUCUUGCUAUUCAUAAUACAUCUGUUCGUAUACUAUUUUCAAUGGGACGUGAUCGUAUAUUACCACAUAUAUUGAGUCGUGUACAUCAACGUUGGUUUUCGCCAUAUGUAGCCAUAUUAAUUCUGUCUGUUUUUACACUUAUUGUUGGAUUACCGAUUGGUAUGUGGUUAGGUCCGGGUGUAUCAGGCUGUUAUGGUUUUACUAGUACUAUUGGAGCACUUGCCAUUAUUAUUGUAUAUAUGGCUAGCAAUAUUUCACUCAUAUGUUAUACAUUACGUACAAAACAAUUCCAUUGGCUAUGGAAUGGUAUUCUACCUAUACUUGGAUUUCUAGUACUUCUUUACCCGUUAUGGUCCAUUGGACGACCUGGUCAAUCAUAUCCAUAUAAUAUUGUACCAUAUGUAUUAUUAAUAUGGCUAUUUUUUGGAGUUAUUCUUUUUCUUUAUUUUUUCUUUCGUUCUCCUGAAAAGCUUAAAGCUAUUGGAUCAAUGUUUGAUGAUAAUCAAAGACCGCAAACUGAUCAGGCUCAAAGUGUGUUAUCUACUAUAGAAUAA
Messenger RNA from Didymodactylos carnosus, 1569 nucleotides. The record is from the annotation of a GenBank genome assembly. NCBI's taxonomy places the organism in Eukaryota, Metazoa, Rotifera, Eurotatoria, Philodinida, Philodinidae.